Messenger RNA from Bradysia coprophila, 1776 nucleotides. RefSeq names its product ess-2 splicing factor homolog (gene Es2). Gene Ontology annotation, cellular component: catalytic step 2 spliceosome. Lineage: Eukaryota; Metazoa; Arthropoda; Insecta; Diptera; Sciaridae. The record is from RefSeq and is a predicted model, not a curated record.
UGUGUCAUUCUGCGCAAUCAAAAUAAAAACAACAGAAACGUCACAUUCUUAAACAUAUUUAUAAUACCCAAAAGAAAUGGGUGAACCUUUGGAUAAGCCAGGUCUGCGGGCCUUAGAAGCGAUGAAAAAUUUAAACAAAACCGUGUCAAUCUUUAAAAUACCGAAAAUACCACAGAAAAAGAGCAGCAAAAUGAAAAUAUUGACCGAGGAACGAUAUAUUGAGGAACUUGGCAAAAUUAUUCAAAAGGACUUCUUCCCCGACUUGGAAAAGCUUAAGGCACAAAAUCAGUAUCUGGAUGCGGUCGAGAAAAACGAUGUGAUCAAAUUGCGCGAACUGUACGCUAAAUACAGUGGACCGAAACCGUCGCACCGAAGCAGCAACGGAUAUGACAGUCCAGCAACAUUCGAAACACCAAUGUCCAAACCAGAUGCUACACCCGGAUCGGAAAUGUACACACCACAAACUAAGCGAAGCAAUCAAUCGCCGGCAGAGAGUUCAGUCACCAAAACAGUUCCAUCGGAAAACCACUCGCUCGAUUCGUUUCUUUGCACCUACACCAGCGAAGACAAUCACAGCUUUCAGGAGAUUAUCGAACUGUCGGAUCGAAAAUUGCGACAAAAGUUUGCUGUUCUGUACGACGCCGAAACGGAGACAGCGAAACAAAUGACAAUGGCAAUGGUAUUACCGUCGAUCGAAAAACAAUUCAAGGCCGUCGAAGGUUCGAAACCGCUGGACAUGUGGACUUAUAAGAAUAGGAACUAUGUGAUGUACGUGCCGGAUGGCGUCGAAUUGACGAAAGAAGAAAAACUGGAAAUGGCUAAGCGUAAACAAGAAGUGGUUUACAGCAAUACCCGACUCCAGCACAAUCCGUUCGAUGACAAGCAAAGUAAGGAAACGAUCACCGAGUUGGCCAGAUGUCAGGCGAAAAUAUUGAGCGGAAAAAUUGGCGUCGAUGGCAACAAAUUGGAAAGUAGAGACGAACCAAACGUGCGAGGCUUUAGUUUUGUGAAAACGCCAUCUCCAUGUCCCGGUGUAACUGACAGUCCGUUGAUGACAUGGGGUGAAAUUGAAGGAACACCAUUUCGCUUGGACGGUAGUGACACACCGGUUCGUCCGGCCUCGGGUCCAUCAUUUCGAAUCAACGAAACGUCUCGUCGCGAAAACAUUGCAUUGGAACUGGCAGAAAAGGCUGGCGAAAGGAUGCGUGGCCAGAAAGCCAAGGCCAUGGAGGCCGCCCGACGAAACAUUGCAUCGCCACACAUUCGAUCGUCGAUUCAACGACUGGCUUCAAUGUCACCGGCAGCCAAGCGAUUAGCGUCGGCCAGAUUGGGCAUACACGAUUCAAUAAUCACGCCCAGUCCGCGCCGAUCGACACCCACACCGAAAAGUCUGCGCAAGGCUACGACGCCAUCGCCUCUACUCAUACGGCGGAAGGUGCCAACAGCAACGGUUAAUGUAAACGCAUACGAGGCAAACUCCGACGAACAGUCGAAGUCACUGUUGACCGAUGAUUUGCUCAAGAUACCGGCAGUGCGAAAAAAAGCAUCCGAUUUCUUUUGAAGUUUUUUUUUUAAAUUUUAUUUCUGUACGAAAAUCGAAGUGUAAAAAGUGUCCAACGUGAAAAGCUUUGCUUUUCGAUUGUAGAUUUUUGUUUUGUUUUGUUUUUACCGAUCGAUCGAUUGAAACUGCUGAGAAACUUCCUACUACAAUCCUAAAUGAAUAAUACGAAAUGAACAAAACGGAAAACUUAGAAUUUAAAUGAACUUUGCCAAUGC